AUGCUUAUCUUUCUGUUAUUCACAUCAUUUACGGUGGCUGAGAAUGAAACAUUGCAUUUCGAUGAGCACAAUCCGAGGAUUUUCGACCCACCACCGAGAGAACAUUUGGCCGAUUCUCGUUUCUGUCGGCAAGAAUGGUGGAUGAAAAACGACUCGACAUUCAGCUGUUUUGGAGCAAAAUUCGUGAAAAGCGAUGGAUUUUUUCAACCGUGCAAUCAGCAUUCUCAUUGUUACGAGUCGAGAGAGCCGACAGAUUGGUGCAUUUUGUCGUACGGAUAUCGGUGGAGUAAUUGGGGUUGUCAUUGCGACAAGAAGUUCAACUCGUGUGUGAUCGAGCGAUGGAAUGGUUAUGGACGACAAAUGGAAUGGGGGUACUGUACUCCGAAAAAAGAAUUCCACUGUGACCCAGAGCAAAUGAAACGAAAAGAACGCGUUGAUGCCUACUUGAUGAGAAUGAAAGGA
Molecule: messenger RNA, 462 nt
Organism: Mesorhabditis belari
Lineage: Eukaryota; Metazoa; Nematoda; Chromadorea; Rhabditida; Rhabditidae
Source: the annotation of a GenBank genome assembly